AUGGGGCCCCUCGCCCCUCCAGGGGCCCCGGGGGCCCCCGGGGCCCGGGGGGCCCCCCUCCCGCCCCCCGGGCUGCUGAACCUGGGGAGGACCUGCAGCUUUAAUGUGCUGCUGCAGGCCUUAGCAGCAACAAGGACCUUUGCAACUCUUUAUUCUCCCCAGGUGGGGGCCCCCCAGGGGGGCCCCCCCUUGGGGCCCUGGGGGGCCCCCCCCGCGGGGCCCUGGGGGGGCCCCCCGGCCCCGCAGCAGCAGCAGCAGCAGCAGCAGCAGCAGCAGCAGCAGCAGCAGCAAGGGGGCCCCCUAAAAACCCCUGCAGCAAAAGGGGGCCUCCGCAGCCGCUGGCCGCGCCUGGCGGGCCCAGACCCUUCGGACGCUGACGUGGAGGAGCUGUGGAGGUUCUUGAUAGAGCAAAUUUUUGCGGAGUUGCAGCCCGGCAGGUCCGGAGCGCCGAGCAGCAGCAGCAGCAGCAGCAGAAGCAGCAGCAGCAGCAGCAGCAGCAGCAGCAGCAGCAGCAGCAAGCAGCAGCCCAUCACUUUAUCUGAGUGCAUCCGCUUGACUCUCAGCCACCAGUGCCAGGGGGACCCGGCCAGCGCUGCUGAGGGCGGCCAGCAGCAGCAGCAGCAGCAGCAGCAGCAGCAGCAGCAGCAGCAGCAGCUGCAGCAGGAUUCCCCGAGGACAACAGGGGGGCCCCCUUGUGGGGAGGACCCGGAGGGGCCCCUGUCUUGUCGGGCCACUAGAGCCAGGACGCGGGCAGCAGCAGCAGCAGCAGCAGCAGCUGCUGCUGCUGCUGAUGCAGCAGCAGCACCCAAUGCCGUCGCAGCGACAGCUGCCGCGCAGCACUUACCCCUCCCGCAGCAGCAGCAGCAGCAGCAGCAGCAGCAGGUCUUCGCGGGCUGGCAGCGUGAAGAUAAAGGCUCACGUGGACUUUCCGCUGGAGCUGCAGCACCUGCUGCUGCCCUACCUGAAAGACACUGCCUGCAGCAGCAGCAGCAGCAGCAGCAGCAGCAGCAGCAGCAGCAGCAGCAGCGGGAGCGACAGCGGAGCCAGCACCCGCAGCAGCACUCGCGGCUCCGCAGCGCCGCACGCAAAGAAGCCCGGCGCAUCCCCCCGGAAGCCGGGCAGCAGCAGCAGCAGCAGCAGCAGCUGCAGCAGCAGCAGCAGCAGCAGCAGCAGCAGCAGCAGCAGCAGCAUAGACACAGGUGCAGGGCCCCCUUCAGUGCCUUGCUACGGCCUUCGCGCCGUCAUAGAACACCAGGGGCGUUGUGGGGACGGAGGCCAUUACGUUUGCUACAGGCGGGGGCCCCCGGGGGGCCCCCGGGGGGCCCCCAAGGCCUCAAUGAUGACGUUUGGUGGCUUGUUAAUGACAUUUGCGUCACGCAGAGCUCCUGGGAAGAAGUUAGGAGGACUCAGGCUUAUUUGCUGCUAUAUGAGCGCUGCAGCGAGCAGGAGCAGCAGCAGCAGCAGCAGCAGCAGCUGCAGCAGCAGCAGCUGCAGCAGCAGCAGGUGGAGGGGCCCACGGGCAAGAAAGCUCGGAGAGGCGCGGCCGCCAAGACGCGCCGCUGCCGCGGGGGCCCCCCUUAG
Molecule: messenger RNA, 1581 nt
Organism: Eimeria necatrix
Lineage: Eukaryota; Apicomplexa; Conoidasida; Eucoccidiorida; Eimeriidae
Product: ubiquitin carboxyl-terminal hydrolase domain-containing protein, putative
Exons: 3
Coding region: 1-1581 (526 amino acids)
Source: RefSeq, a predicted model, not a curated record